CUGCAGUGGUACACAGCUGCCUUUAAAGACCCCAUGAUGCUCCAGCCCCCAGAGUGGUUCAAGGCGUUCAUCUACUGCGAAGCUUUCUUACAAAUGCCUUUUUUCCCCGUUGCAGCGUACGCCUUCUUAAAAGGUGGCUGCAAAUGGAUAAGGACUCCUGCAAUUAUCUACUCCACCCAUGUGGCUACAACUCUGUGUGCUAUCCUGGCACAUAUCCUCUUCCACGAUUUCUCCAAGUCUGAGCAUCUGGGACCUCAGACACAACGCGAGCGCCUCGUUCUGCUGUCCGUGUACGUCCCCUACUUGCUGAUACCGCUUCUGAUUCUGUUCACCAUGCUCUGCCACCCCCAUUAUAACCACGUGGAGAAAAGGAAAAGGAAAUAG
Antrostomus carolinensis (chuck-will's-widow) is the source of this 384-nucleotide messenger RNA. RefSeq names its product transmembrane protein 97 (gene TMEM97). The transcript has 2 exons. Gene Ontology annotation, cellular component: endoplasmic reticulum. The record is from RefSeq and is a predicted model, not a curated record. The coding region runs from base 34 to 384 and encodes 116 amino acids. NCBI's taxonomy places the organism in Eukaryota, Metazoa, Chordata, Aves, Caprimulgiformes, Caprimulgidae.